This is a messenger RNA of Quercus robur (English oak), 414 nucleotides long. RefSeq lists its product as uncharacterized. The coding region runs from base 1 to 414 and encodes 137 amino acids. Lineage: Eukaryota; Viridiplantae; Streptophyta; Magnoliopsida; Fagales; Fagaceae. The transcript has a single exon. The record is from RefSeq and is a predicted model, not a curated record.
AUGGGAGAGCCGUGGAGUUUCAAUAAAUACUUAGUUGCACUAAAGAGGGUGGAGAGGAGCUCAGACGUGAAGAACCUAGUUUUCGAUAGGACAGACUUUUGGAUACAACUUCAUGACCUCCCUAUUGGCUGUCUGAAUGUGAGAGUGGCCAAGGAUGUAAUUUGGAUUGCGGGGGUGGUUGUGGGGAUGGAUGCUGGUAGUGAUGAGUAUGAAGAAAGCUAUUUAAUGAGAGUAAGGGUGGGUAUUGACGUCAUAAAACUUCUUUGCAAAGGUAGGAAGAUUGUGUUGCGGAGUGGUGAGGAGAAUUGGGUCAAUUUCAAGUAUAAGCGAUUGCCUAGUGUUUGUUAUUGGUGUGGUCGUCUCACCCACCAUGACAAGGAUUGUCUCGAUGGUUUGAGAAGAAGGGGCAGCUAA